GUGAAGAGCCAUCUGUUCUCUUGCAGUGUGCUGCUGUGACUUCACAUAAAAACUGAACCAAACAACAGCGUCUGAAGAUGGGAAAGCGGCGCUUUUCAGGGUUGGAGGUCACCCUGAUGGUGAUGUUUACAUUGGUGCUGGCGGUCGCCGUGGCGCUGGUCAUUUUUCUUGCCCUUGGGGAGCCAGCAGUCAUCAAGGAAGAAUCAGGCUCAAAUCCAGACCCGAUCGUUCCGGAGUGCCCCAAUAUUCCUCAGGGAGAGAGAGUGGACUGUUUCCCAGACGCGGGUGCUUCCCAGCAAAAAUGUUUGGCGAGAGGAUGCUGUUGGCGUCCCCUGGAUGAGGCCAACAUCCCCUGGUGUUUCUUCUCUAAAAACCACGGCUACACUGUGGUCAGCGAGCACAAGCCGGAUAGCACACAUAUUGAGGCCAGGCUGCAACGAAUGAACGCCCCGUCCCUGUUUGGAGCUGAUAUUGAAGAGCUGACCUUCCAGGCUGAAAUGCAGACAGAAAAUCGCCUUCGAUUUAAGAUCACUGACGCAAAGCAAAGCAGGUUCGAGGUUCCUCAUGAACACGUGAAACCCCCCUCCGGCCCUCCCACCAGACCCCUGAAUUAUGAACUGGAGUUAAUCCAGAAACCUUUUGGGCUAAGGGUUUGGAGGACAUCUCCCCGAAAAGUCGUGUUCGACACAACCAUCGGGCCGCUGGUUUUUGCUGAUCAGUAUCUUCAACUCUCCGCUAAACUCCCAUCCCACAAUAUUUAUGGGCUUGGAGAGCACGUGCAUCAGAACUUCCGACAUGACACAAACUGGAGAACCUGGCCUCUCUUCACGAGAGAUGCUUUUCCCAACGGCGGCACACACAACCUCUAUGGCCACUACCCCUACUUCACAUGUUUGGAAGAUGAGAGUGGAAAAUCUUUAGGCGUUUUCCUCAUGAACAGCAAUGCUAUGGAGGUAACGCUGCAGCCCGCUCCAGCCGUGACCUUCCGCACCAUCGGAGGGGUUUUGGACUUUUACAUCCUUGUUGGAGACACACCAGAGGCAGUCGUGGACGAGUUCACGAAGCUGAUUGGCAGACCCUUCAUCCCUCCAUACUGGUCCCUGGGCUUCCAGCUCUCUCGCUGGGACUACGGAAGCCUGGAGGAGGUGAAAAGAACCGUAGAGAGGAACCGACAGGUCGGCCUGCCAUAUGAUGUCCAGUAUACCGAUAUUGACUACAUGGAAGAAAAAAAGAUUUUUACCUAUGACACUGUGAAGUUUAAAGAGCUUCCUCAAUUUGCCGACUACAUGCAUGAGAAGGGACAAAAGUACAUCAUUAUACUGGACCCUGCUGUGGCCACAAGUCCACGGGUGAAUGGGCCGUAUGAAACUCUCAUCAGGGGGAAUGAAGCUAAAGUUUGGGUCACUGAAGCAGAUGGUGUAACACCCCUGGUGGGUGAGGUGUGGCCAGGUGAAACCGUGUUUCCCGACUACACUAACCAGGCCUGCAUUGAUUGGUGGGUUGAUGAAAUAGCGCGGUUCCACAAGGAGGUCAAGCAUGAUGCUCUUUGGAUUGACAUGAAUGAGAUUGCCAGUUUUGUGAAGGGAUCCAACAAAGGUUGCGCUGAUAACAACCUUAACUACCCUCCGUACACCCCACGUAUUCUUGAUGAAGUCCUGUACAGUAAGACCUUGUGUAUGGAUGCUAAGCAAAAAUGGGGGAACCACUAUGAUGUCCACAGUCUCUAUGGAUACUCCAUGGUCCUGGCCACCGAACAGGCGUCAAGACAAGUGUUUGGGAACAACCGUUCCAUGGUUUUCACCCGUUCCUCCUUCCCCGGGGUGGGCAAAUACGCGGGGCACUGGCUGGGCGACAACGCCGCCAACUGGAAUGAUAUUAAGUGGGCCAUUCCCGGCAUGCUGGAGUUUAACCUGUUUGGAAUCCCUUACAUUGGUGCUGAUAUCUGUGGAUUCUUCGACGACUGUCCUGAAGAACUGUGCAGACGUUGGAUGCAAGUCGGCGCCUUCUACCCUUUCAGCCGCAACCACAACGCCCAGUAUUACAAACCUCAGGAUCCUGCAUCAUACGGCGCUGACUCACUCCUGGUGAAGACCUCCAAACAUUACCUGAACAUCAGAUACUCCCUCCUGCCUUACCUCUACACGCUCUUCUUCGACGCCCAUGUCAACGGAGGGACCGUAGUGCGGCCCGUGAUGCACGAGUUCUUCUCGGACAGUGCGACCUGGACAGUGGACCGCCAGUUCCUGUGGGGAGCCCACCUGCUCAUCACACCUGUGCUGGACCCUGGUGUUGACAGAGUGAGAGCUUAUAUCCCAGAUGCCAUCUGGUACGAUUUUGAGACGGAAACAAAGAUCACAGAACGCAAGCAGCUUGUUGACAUGUACCUGCCCGCUGAUAAACUGGGUUUACACCUGAGAGGCGGAGCCAUUCUGCCCGUGCAACGACCAGACGUCACAACCACCUACAGUCGUCUUCAUCCCAUGGGACUGAUCAUCGCACUCGAUGAGAACAGCAGAGCAUCAGGAGAACUUUUUUGGGAUGAUGGAGAAUCCAGAGAUACUGUUUCAUCCGGCUCAUACAUUCACUGCCGGUUUUCUGUGGUUAAUGGCGUUCUGUCAAUAAACGUUUUCCACGACGGCUACACGGAUCCAAACAAUCUGCAGUUUGAGAACAUCACUGUGAUGGGAAUCAGUGGCUCACCCGCUGCCGUGCUCGUGACGGAGGGAAGCACUUCGACUGUUCUGACCGAGUCCCAGAUUCACUAUGAUCCAGUCAAAGAGGUGAUGCAUCUGAGGGAUCUGAAACUGGAUCUCGGGAAGAACUACACCGUCACCUGGGAGGUCAAAGAUUCCGGGCGCUUUGACUGCUAUCCGGAGGAGGACAGCAAUGAGGCCAACUGCAAACAACGCGGGUGCAUCUGGAAGCCUUCAGAUAUUCCCAAAGAACCUUGGUGCUUUUAUCCAGCAGCCUACGGCUACAAGGCCAGCAACCUGGUUGACACGUCAAGCGGCUGGACAUUAGAUCUUGACCGCAUUAACGAUUUUCCCAGUUCACGAUCUUCAUCUCCAGACAUCAACAAACUCCGAGUAGAAAUCACGUACCUGAGCGGCCACAGCCUGCGAUGGAAGAUCUUUGAUCCGGUCAAUAAACGCUUCGAGGUACCUGUGCCCCUCACGCUACCAAGCACACCAGAGACCAAUGAAGCCAAGAGACUUUAUAGGGUCCAAAUCAGUGGUGACCUGCCAUUUGGCAUCCAGGUGAUCAGAAAAAGCACAAAUGAAACUAUAUGGGACUCGGCCCUGCCAGGCUUCACAUUCUCUGAAUUGUUCCUUCAGAUUUCCACACGCCUCCCCUCAAACUACAUCUAUGGUUUUGGUGAAACUGAGCACGGUACCUACAAACAUGACCUCAACUUUCACACCUAUGGCCUCUUUGCUAAAGACCAGCCUCCAGGGGAAUUUGGUACCCUCCGUUCUGACCGGGGGCAGCCUGCGGCGUGUCGGGAACCCGGACCAUCGUCCCGAUUUCCAUCACUGGGCACCGAUCGACCCAAUGGCCCGGGUCUCCGCACCGCCAACAGGCCGGCCCAGGCGUCUCCGCCACCCGAGUGGCGGGAAGUGGAGCAUGAGAAGGGCGCGGAGAGAGAGUGGACCCAUGGCCGUCCUGGAAUCCCCGGGGCGGAGCACGAUACCCGCUCGUGUAGUCCCCGGGCUGGGGAAACCGUCGUCGAGGCGGCACUCAUGAGACGUCGGGCGGUGGCACUGGACCCACUCGGCCGUUCUCUUGGGAAGCCGAGCGAUGAACUGCUCCAGCACCACGCGGUCGAUGAUGUCCUCGACGUCACCGUUCCCAGCCAGCAGCCAUUUGCGGCAGGAAUCCCGGAGCUGGUGGGCCAUCCCGAAGGGACGGCCGCUUUCGCCCAGCCCCAGCAUCCGGAAUCGCUGACGAUGCUCCUCUGGGCUACGGCCGACCCUCUGGAGGAUGGCCCUCUUCAGGUCGUCGAAGACCAGGAGAGGCAAGAUCCCGUGGCGUGGGGAGAAGCGUUCGCCUCUAUGUCUCGUGAUGUGUUGAUCGUUCGGUACACCCUCCUUCCCUAUUUGUACACGCUGAUGUACGAAGCUCACGCGCAUGGAAACACCGUGGUCAGACCCAUGCUACACGAGUUUGUCACCGACGAAACCACGUGGAGCAUCGACAAACAGUUCCUCUGGGGUCCCGCCCUUCUGAUCACACCCGUUUUGGACCCGGGUGCUACUAUGGUCAGAGGCUACGUGCCAAACGCCCGCUGGUACGAUUACCACACGGGUGAAGCUGUUGGGGUUCGAGGACAGUUCUUGAAUAUGGAAGCACCCAUGGACAAAAUUAACCUGCAUGUGAGAGGAGGACACAUUCUGCCCUGGCAGAAAGCCGAGAACAACACACGAAACAGCCGUGUGAACCCUCUGGGUCUGAUUGUUGCUCUCAAUGAUGAUGGUUCAGCACAUGGAUCUCUCUUCUGGGAUGAUGGAGAGGGAAUCGACACCGUCAAGACAGGACAAUUCCUGUUGACGUCUUUCACCGCGUCUGAGAGCGCUCUGUCAAGCAGGGUUGACGCAAAUGGUCUGGCCCCGGCUGACAGACUGACCCUGGGUGUUGUGAAGGUGUGGGGGUCAGGAACCGUGCCCAUCACUCAGGUUACCAUGAGCGUGGAUGGAAAUCCGAAUGUCGACUUGGUUUUCAAACACGACCCGGCAACAGAGGUGUUAGAAUUUGAUGUCACAUCACAACAUCACACUCUGGACAAAACCUUCAGCAUCAGUUGGAAGACAACAUAGAGUCACAUGAGUAAUGCUUUAGCAAUGAGUAAUCGCAUGAUUAUCUGUAUUUAUGAAUGUUGAGCUGUGCAUAUGUCUGGUAAUUUAUUCAGCAUUUCUAUCUGAAGCUUUUUAUAGUAGUAAAUUUUAACAUGAUGUUAUCCUAAAAAUAAAGUGUUUUUUAAU
Triplophysa rosa is the source of this 4979-nucleotide messenger RNA. RefSeq names its product sucrase-isomaltase (alpha-glucosidase) (gene si). Gene Ontology annotation, biological process: carbohydrate metabolic process. The record is from RefSeq and is a predicted model, not a curated record. Gene Ontology annotation, molecular function: carbohydrate binding; alpha-1,4-glucosidase activity. Lineage: Eukaryota; Metazoa; Chordata; Actinopteri; Cypriniformes; Nemacheilidae. Bases 78 to 4814 code for a protein of 1578 amino acids. The transcript is spliced from 38 exons.